AGGGUGAAGUGUGUAAACAAAUUUUCGGAAAAAUAUAAAAAAAUCUGAUAAGAAUUGGGAAGAAUCACAUUGAACGAUAUAAAGUGUAAAUAAGAUGUUUUGAAACUAUCAAGUGCAUGCCGUCUCGUCCUUGAAAGUGAUUGUCAUGCUCUAUUCAUUCCUCGCAAGUUUAUAUGCAAGUUCAGAUUGAUAAAACUUGACAAAAUCCAACGCAACAUCCGAUGUGGAACGUCUAAGAUUCAAUAUAAACACAGUUGUUGUGAAGCGAGUAGAAAAAUGAGUGAUUCCACAAGCUCGGAUAGUUCUAGCAGUACGGGAUCAGAAAUUGAGGAAAUAUUCUUGCGAGCCUGCCGCAAUGGGGAUAUUCAGACUGUGACAUUGUUGCUCGAAAAAAGAGAUUCUGGCAAGUACGGAUUCGACGUGAGCUGCAAAGGGAAAUCAAAAAGCAACUUGGGAUGGACACCACUGCAUUUGGCAACGUAUUUUGGACAUCGUACCGUCAUGGAAGUGCUGUUAACUGCAGGUGCCGAUAUUAAUGCGAUUAACGAUAGCGGCGAUACGCCCCUGCACAAAGCAGCGUUUAUCGGCCGAGAGGACUUAGUUAUGCUACUACUACAACAUAAUGCCGAUGUAAAUAUAAUAAACGGAGAAGGCCGGCUUCCACGUGAUGUGACCCCAGCCAAUGAGGUUGGAAAAGAAAUUAGCAAACUCCUAAGAGCUGCAGAAGCUACCGAAAUGCUAAGGAAGGAAAGCAAACUCCUAACGGCUGCCAGGGAUGGUGAUAUCAAUACCUUGAAUGCUCUGCUCAAAGAUCAACAACCCCCAAACGUGAAUUGUGUGGAUGCCCAAGGUAAUUCAUGCCUUCACUGUGCAGCAUAUCGUGGCCAUAAAGAAACUGCAGUAUUAUUACUUCAAAAUGGUAUUGAUACUAAUAUUAGAAACAACCGAGGACAAUUGGCUCUGGAUUUAGCAAGAGACUCACAAACUCUUCAAGUGCUCAGUGUAAAAGCAGUAAGGCGGGUUCAAAAAACUGCAACACUUUUCGAGGGACCAUUACUGAAGAGAUCACGUUUUUUGGGGUGGAAACCAGUAUGGGCUGUUUUAGAACGAGGAGUUCUUAGUUAUUUUACCUCACGAGCUGACUCCACGUUAAGUGAAAAUAAACGCCGAGAUUACAAGUAUUUAGAUAGUGCAAGAGUAACCCCGUUGACAACAGAUUUAUCAUCGUUCGUGGUACAUUUCAAUGAUGGCGCCGUACAUCGGUUAAGUGUUAUUAGUAAUAGAGAUGUUUCUCCUCAGGUUGAAAGACAGAAAUGGGUAAAUGCUUUCCAAGAGCAUGCAGCGUACAGUGCUCAUUACUUGUGGGGAUUAGAAAAAAGAAAGUCUGAAAGUGAUGAUGAUUUUACGGCGAUUGCAAAACCCCUGGGUUGUAUGGCUGAUGCAUUAUCAUCAGCAACGGCAAGUUAUGAGGUCUUGCAACGACAACUAGGGGAAUGUGCCACUAUAAUAGAAGCUUUGCAGAAAAGUUUUGACUGCAAAGAUGACUCACCAAAUCUUCCAACUUCCGCUCUGAUGGUAGGGAAUUUCGGUUUGGCUUAUUUGCGCUUCCAAUUAGUUUCCGAAACUGCAGCCAAUAUGUUAGCUUCCUUACAGCAUUGCCUUACACUGUUCCAUCAACAAGAAGAUGUUCGAGUUCUACAGUUGAAACAGGAGCAAGAAAAAUGUCGAGUAUUAGAAGAAGCGCUGAAUGUAUUAGCAAAGGAGCAUCAUGAGCUCGAACAAUCGGUAGCAUCUCACAUAUCAGAAGGAGGACGCAAUUUAAACCCCAAGUCACCGCGAAUCUACGAUACAGAUGACGAUGAAUUUUAUGAUGCGUACGAAGCGGAUUCUGAUACCGAUACUCUAGUCACAGCUGAAUCUUUAUUCAACUCACCAUCAGAAUCGUUACAAGACCUAAAUUCAGUGAGCGUUCAAUCAUAUGAGCCUCUACUUCAGUCCAUAACAUACUGUAAAAGAUCGGCGAGGAAGCAAUCGACCGAUUCUAAUUCGUCUUCCGGAAGUAGUGAUACACUUGUCGAUGGAGUUUCAAUGGUAUCAUCAUGCGCCACGUUGAUAUCGACCGGUGGAUCUGCAUAUAAAUGUGCCAAAGAUCAAUCGCUUCCUGUCCAAGAGGAUGACAGUCUCUGUGAAAGCUUUAAGGAUAUGAGUGAAACGUUGAGCAAAUGUGAACCUUUUCGAAAUAGGACGUCACUUCCAGUUCCCAUGUUCUCUCGAAAUGACUUCAGUAUUUGGUCUGUUUUAAAGAAUUGUAUUGGCAAAGAAUUAAGUAAAAUCACGAUGCCUGUUAUUUUCAAUGAGCCAUUAAGUUUCUUACAACGGAUGUGCGAAUACAUGGAGUAUGCUAAGUUAAUUCGUUUGGCUUCAGAACAGGAGGACCCCGUGGAGCGUAUGAAAUAUAUAGCAGGAUUUGCUGUUUCUGCCCUCGGAUCGAACUGGGAACGUUUGGGAAAGCCAUUUAAUCCACUUUUGGGCGAAACGUUUGAGUUGCAGCGUUCGGAAUACCGUGUCGUUUGCGAACAGGUAUCGCAUCAUCCGCCCGUAUCGGCAUUCCAUGCUGAUUCCCCAAGCUUCUUGUUCCAUGGAUCAAUUCAUCCAAAAUUGAAGUUUUGGGGCAAAAGCGUUGAAAUUCAACCCAAAGGAAUUGUUACAUUAGAACUUCCAAAGUGGGGAGAAGCCUACACUUGGUCCAAUGUAAACUGCUGUGUUCAUAAUAUAAUAGUUGGUAAGUUGUGGAUGGAACAAUAUGGGACAAUGGAGGUUGUGAAUCAUACCACCGGUCACAAAGCAAUCUUAACAUUUAAGCCAGCUGGCUGGGCAUCGAAGGAUUUGCACCGAGUGGAAGGCUUCAUUACAGAUAAGAAUAAGAAAAAGUUACAUUUCCUCUAUGGCAAAUGGACUGAAUUUAUAAAAUGUACCGAUAUUGAUUCGUACGAGGAAUAUAUGAAAGAGAAUGCGCACAAGUUCCGCAAGGGUGAUGAGAAAGUGAAAAGCCCGAACGACUCACCCGCUCAUACUCCAAGAAAAGUAUUUUCCAAGUUAAAUAGUCUGAAGAUGAGUUCAUUUAAAAGUCUUUCCAUACAAGAUUCAGAAGACAUUCCAGAACCGCCAGAGGGUGAGAUACCGAAAUGUGAUUCAACGUAUUCCAUUGACAUUCCACAUUCAGUAACAGUAUGGGAAGCCGAACAACGCCCACCAAAUACGGCAGAGUAUUAUCAAUUCACAUUGUUUGCAAUGUCUUUGAAUGAGAUUGAGCCUGGAAUGGAACCACCAAAAACACUAUGUCCAACUGAUUCACGUCUUCGACCAGAUAUACGCAAAUUAGAGGCUGGUGACAUUGAUGGGGCAGCGGCAGAAAAAACCCGAUUAGAAGAAAAACAAAGAGAGUCUCGAAAACUUCGUAAGAAUAAAAAGGGAGAUGAGUGGACACCAAGAUGGUUCCGUUUAGGAACGAACCCAUACACACAUCAAGAAGAUUGGCUUUACAGCGGUGGCUAUUGGGAUCGUAACUAUACUGAUCUUGAUAUUUUCUAAGUCAUUCGCAAAAUUAAAAUAAUGCAACGCAUAUCGCAGAUUAUUCGCAAUUAUUGACAAAUGCAUAACAUCACGAAACCGCUACAGUUGAAUAAAGUAUUAUUUUAAAAGACAAUUGUGAAGAAAACUACAAAUAAGCGUUAAACCACUAUAUCCAAUAUUGUUAGUAUAAUCGAAUAUUAAAGCAAUAAUGGGAUGUGUGUUUUCAAGAUAAUUGUUUUUGUAUAGAAAAUACAUAACCGCCGUUCGACCGGCAACAAAUCUCACUUGAAAAGUUCCAAAACAGUUGGUUCACGAAUUUUGUUUAUAAAAUAGAUUCAAUUAAAUGUUUUUGUUUAUAUUCCUACCCUAAAAUGAUAAAGACGCUUAUUACUCCUUUGUUAAGUAUUCAAAGUUGCAAUAAAUUUCCAUAUCAAUUGUUUGUAGAUGCUUUACAAAGUAGAAUAAAAUGUUAUCUUUUAUGAUAUGCUGAAGAGUGAGUUUUCUAUUUUACUCUUUUGAGAUUCGCUGAAGCGUUAAACGUAAUUAUCAGGCAUCCUUUUUGAACUAUCGAAGGAUAGAUAUUAUUACACAAGUCGGUGGAUAUUAGACUCUAUCCUAAUAAUACGAAUGAAUUCUAGUCUUUUAUAUCAAAUUCCAGAAGAAUUUUGUAGAAAGCUUAAACUUAUAAAUUAAUUUAACUUACUGCUUCUGAAACAUUCCCCUGAACAAAUACUUUUCCAAUUUUUUUUAACCACAAAUAUAAUUAGGAGGUUGUUUGUUAGCCGGAGUCUUAAAAUGAAAGAUUGUCUUGGAAGAUAUUUUUCUGGUUUAUUGGCUAAAAGUAUCUAAUUUAAACAAAUGCGUAUUUGGGGGCUCAACUGUCUCCUUUUUCAGUGUUUUUAGAUAAUAAAAACCAACAAAACGGAAAAAUAUCUUCCAAGGCAAUCUUUCACAAAUAUAAGUUUCGAAAAUUCCUGUUUCAUUGCUUAUAGUAUUGAUUGAGUUGAUUCACAAAUUGAAUAAUUUUUCUACGAUAAAUAGAGGCGCUAGCAUUUGUUAUUGAAUCCCAAUCAAGAGAAUGCCUAUCACCUUUAUUUUAAAUUUAGAUAUCUUUCAACUGAGGAACACAUCCAAAACUGCACAUCGAAUUAUAUAUUAGCCUGAAAGAAAUUUGAAGAAAUGAUUUGCUUUUUUGAACUUUUGCAUAGAACCGAGUCAAUUUAUAAAACAAUAAAAAAGUGUAUAGUACCCGCCGUUGAAAUUUUUGACCGACAUAGACGCCUCAGAAACAUUCAAAUUACUUUAUUAUUUUCUGCGAUCUUGUCAAUAAUCGGCGUUAUCAAUUUCAAUUUCAGUCCGUAAGUAUUCCACUAUAUAGAAUAGACCUAUUCGGAGUCGUUUUCCUUAAAUAUGUUUUGAAGGAUCGCGAUAUUUUUCACCCGAGAAUAGCAGAUAUGGUUUUAAAACAGAAGCGAAAAUCGAACAAAAAUAAAUCAGUGACUUUUUACUGAAAUAAUUCCAGAUAGAAGUGGCGUUGACCAACGGGAGGCAACCUUGAUGUAUUGCAAAUCUACAGUCCUUUAUAUAUUGCAAGCCCUUAACACAAACAAAAGUUAGAAUUAUUCUCAAAGUUUGGUGUCGUGAAUAACCGAAAAAAUGAUGUCUUCAGAAACAAACUUACACAUGGGAGAAAGUGUUAAUUUCACAUAGAUAUAUGAUUAUAUCCUUCAAAAUAUAAUUAGUUCCUUAUGUAACUUCCGCGUUGCUUUUGACCAAGUACUGAUUACUACUUUCCAUCCAAGAUUAGACAAUUAAACCAGCUUUCGAGAAUGUAUUAUCCAUUAUUAUUCAGUUUUUAUACUGAAUCAUAAUUUGCUUUAAGAAAUUAAAAAUAGCAUGUGAGCAUUGAAAAAAUAAUGCAAUCAUAACAGCUUUCAUAAAACCAUGAAAUCUUCAAUUAAAAAAUGUGAUCUUUAUUAUUGAAAACACAGCAUAAAACAAAGAAUUAUUCCAACAACACAAACAACGUACGACACAAUCAGUUUGAUAGAAACUACACAACCACUGAGGGAAUAUAAAUGUCUGUAAUUAAGAAAUAUAAGAAAAACAAAUCUUUAUUACUCAAGCAUUGUGUAUGCAUGCCAAAAACUAUACUGUAGAAACUGUAUAAUAACGUUAGAGAAAUUUUAAUUAGAAAAAAUAUUUUCGACAUGUUUGGCAAGUAGUGAAAAAAAAACAAAUAAAUGGAAGUAUUAUCGAUCAAAGAUCAUAGAAAAAGUUAAAAAGUUGUAGAAACGUGUAGAAAACAUAAGAGAAAAAGCGCAUGCAUAUAAUGAUUGUAUAUUGUAGUAAUGUUUCGGACCAUCUUUAUUUACUACAUUAUAAUGUACACCUUAAAAUUCUUAACAAUUGCAACACGAAGUUAAUAAAAGAAAAAAAACUGAACGUGCUAGCUGAUUUACAUAGCUUCUAUUAUAUACAUUAAAAUGUCUAAAAGAAAUCUGAAAGAGAAGGAGAUUUUCUGGGAAAUGCAAAAUAACAAAAAUAUAUUUUUAUUCACAUUUUAAUUUUGAGAGCAAAUACACAAUAACUAUUUCAUAUAAAUUGUUACCUAAAUUAUAGUGACCAUUGAUAUGAAAGGAAUGACUUGUAUGAUAUUUGUAAUUUUUGAGCUAUAAAACAAUAUAUUGUUGUAAAUAAGGGAAUUAUGAAUAAUAAAUUAUUUGACAUUUAAUGCAAAAA
Molecule: messenger RNA, 6315 nt
Organism: Hermetia illucens (black soldier fly)
Lineage: Eukaryota; Metazoa; Arthropoda; Insecta; Diptera; Stratiomyidae
Product: oxysterol-binding protein-related protein 2
Exons: 18
Coding region: 277-3591 (1104 amino acids)
Cellular component (GO): cytosol; intracellular membrane-bounded organelle; membrane
Molecular function (GO): protein binding; sterol binding
Source: RefSeq, a predicted model, not a curated record